Metarhizium album ARSEF 1941 is the source of this 498-nucleotide messenger RNA. RefSeq lists its product as uncharacterized. NCBI's taxonomy places the organism in Eukaryota, Fungi, Ascomycota, Sordariomycetes, Hypocreales, Clavicipitaceae. Gene Ontology annotation, biological process: protein transport. The transcript has a single exon. The record is from RefSeq and is a predicted model, not a curated record. The coding region runs from base 1 to 498 and encodes 165 amino acids.
AUGGAUCAACGAGCGCAGCCUGUUGAGGCCCAGCAGCCGCCGGCGCUCAACCUCUUGGGCCAGACCAUCGCCCGUCUCUCCGAGUACGGGCAGAACGCCACCAACAACAUCUCCCAGGGCUUCAACAGCAUGACCCUGCAGUCGUGGAUCCGCAUCGUCGUCAUUGCAGGCGGUUACAUGCUCCUCCGGCCCUACUUCCUGAAGGCCGUCACCAAGGGCGCGGUAGAGAAGAUGGAGAGAGACGACAGAAAAGCCCGCGGCGAGGACGACAAGCUGCCCCGUCCGGAGCUCUCGCCAAAUGAGUACCGCGGCUUCAGGGACAAGCUGUACGCUGCCGCCGACGACGACAAUGCCGGCGGUGAUGGCACCAGCUCGGAUUGGGGUCAGAAGGCGCGCGUGCGCCAGCGAAAGAUGCUGCGCGAGCUGCUGGAGGAGGAUGAGAGGCGCAGAGCAGCACUGGAUGAAGAUGCUGAUAUUCAGGAGUUCCUGGAGGAUUGA